Messenger RNA from Zychaea mexicana, 753 nucleotides. RefSeq lists its product as uncharacterized. The transcript has 3 exons. Bases 1 to 753 code for a protein of 250 amino acids. The record is from RefSeq and is a predicted model, not a curated record. NCBI's taxonomy places the organism in Eukaryota, Fungi, Mucoromycota, Mucoromycetes, Mucorales, Lichtheimiaceae. Gene Ontology annotation, biological process: peroxisome organization.
AUGGCUACAAACGCAAUUGUACAAAAGCAAACAUCGUUAUUACCACGUUGGAUCGUUCGCCUCCUUGGAUAUUCGUCAUUGGCUGCAGCUAUCCUUAGUCUCAUCGUCUAUUGGUACAAACGCUUCCCUCCUUCUUCUGGACCGACGACAGCAAGUAAUAGCAGCGCUGGUUGGGGUACUCGACUUUUAGGAGGUGUUGCCAGUAGCAGAAAGAAGCGUGUCUUGACACUUUCAUUGAAGAAUACUGUGCUAUGGAACCCAUCUUCGGAUGUUGACACACCAAAUCAUGCAUUCCACGAAAACGCUGCCAUUUUCCUGAACCGCUUGACACAACUGUUUGAUGUGCAUGUCAUUAUCCACGUGAGCUCCGAUGACGAAAAGGACCAAAUCAACCAACUAUUACAGAACGCAGGAUUGCUGGAAAAGGGCGUGCUCGAUACCCGCAAGAUCCUCUGGUGCUCAACCGAGGAAGGAAAAAUCCACAUGAUUCGACACAUCGAACCUGCUGUCCAUAUUGAAGGCGGCUGGGAGCUGGAUGAUGGAGAAGACAUUGUGCGCAAGCUGCGGCCUUUUGUGCCAAGGCUGCUUUGGGUAAUUACAAGACGGAGGCGCAGUUCUUUCAACCAAGCGCGGUUGAAAGAGUCGGAUCAGGGAAUCAUGGGCGCUAAUGUGGAGUUGGCCGAUAAACUGUUGGAGACUUCCGUUGCAAGCGAAAUUGGUUUUGCGGUUGUGGAGGAAGACGGAGAUGUAUAA